CGCGACGCGACUACAUGACACCUCUCUGUUACGCCUUGUUCAUCCCGGUUCCGUUAUUGUUCCGCUGCUAAACCCUAAACAUGUCGCACAAGGCUGCUAUGAUCCGCCGCAUUUGCCAUUUUUCCACCACCUUCUGCACUUCAAUCUCGGAAGCAAAAUCCAAGCUUCGGCCGGAGUAUGACCCAGACGAGGCUCUCAAAUUAUUCUCUUCCGUUUCCAAAAAAUUCGCCUCCCCUGAAUCCUCCCGCCACGCACAAGAUCUCACGGUACGCUGUCUGGCCAAGUCUGGCCGCUUCUCUGAUGUCGAGAAUCUCAUUGAGUCUCGCAAGAAUGACCCCGAAGUCACCCAGGAGCCAUUCUUAUCCAUCUUGAUUCGUUCCUAUGGUCGAGCAGGUAUGUUCGACCAUGCAUUGAAUACUUAUAAUCAAAUGGACGAUUUGGGCACUCCAAGGUCCGCUCUUUCCUUCAACACCCUCUUGUCAGCGUGUGUUGAAUCGAAACUCUUUGGUAAGGUGCCGUUACUGUUCGAAGAAAUUCCCAAAAAGUAUGGUGUGGUGCCUGACAAGAUUUCUUAUGGCAUUUUGGUGAAGUCAUUUUGCGAAGUGAGCAAACCCGAGGAGGCACUUGAGCUUGUGAAAGAGGCGGACAAGAAGGGCAUGGAGAUAACGGUAGUUACAUAUACUACAAUAUUGGAUGCUUUCUACAGGAAGGGGAAAAGUGACGAAGCUGAGAAACUGUGGAAUUUGAUGGCUAAGAAGGGUUGUAUGGAUGCUGCGGCUUAUAAUGUUAGGCUUAUGUUUGAGCAAAAGGGGAAGCCAGAAGACGUAAAAGCUACGAUCGAUGAAAUGACAAAUGCUGGCAUUAAAGCUGACACUAUCACUUACAAUUACCUGAUGACUUGUUAUCUUAAGUCUGGGAUGGUGGAUGAAGCGAUGGUCGUUUAUAAGGGACUGCGCGAUAAUGGGUGCAAACCCAACGCUACAACAUUUAAAUCUCUGGUAUAUCAUUUGUGUAGAAACGGGUAUUGCGAGGCGGGAUAUAAAGUUUUUAAGAAGAGCGUAGAAAUGCACAAGAUUCCAGAUUUUAAUACGCUGAAGAUUCUGGCGGAAGGCUUAGUGAAUAAAGGAAGGAAGAAGGAGGCUAAAGGACUGGUUCGAACUAUGAAGAAGAAGUUUCCUCCUCACAUGUUGAAAGCAUGGGGAAAGGUUGAGAAAGAUCUUAAUCUGACCCCUCCUAGUGCCGAGUCUGAUGAGGCUGAAAAAGCUUUAGCUUAAGGUAUGUUGUGGAUUCUCAUCAUAGUCACAGGUCACCAAGGGGAACCUUGUCUCUACGCGGGCCACAGCUUUAAUUGGAUUGUGGGUUAAGGAACCCGCCGGGCAGCCAUGUUUCUCCAUAUCUUGAUUCUGGAAAUCAAAUAUCAAUUUUAGGGGCUGGCAAAUCUUCAUUGAUGAUGAGCUUGAAAGAGGGUGAAAGCUCAAUACAAUACACCAUGACUCGUACAAAUCUUCCUCUUUUGUAUUAUAUUUUCGACAAUUGUUUUGUGCUUUAAUAAUCUUUCAUGACAGCUUUAUAUUUUCAA
Molecule: messenger RNA, 1579 nt
Organism: Prosopis cineraria
Lineage: Eukaryota; Viridiplantae; Streptophyta; Magnoliopsida; Fabales; Fabaceae
Product: pentatricopeptide repeat-containing protein At4g36680, mitochondrial
Exons: 1
Coding region: 81-1274 (397 amino acids)
Molecular function (GO): protein binding
Source: RefSeq, a predicted model, not a curated record